Messenger RNA from Gaeumannomyces tritici R3-111a-1, 1252 nucleotides. RefSeq lists its product as hypothetical. Gene Ontology annotation, cellular component: endoplasmic reticulum. The transcript has 3 exons. The coding region runs from base 397 to 606 and encodes 69 amino acids. The record is from RefSeq and is a predicted model, not a curated record. Lineage: Eukaryota; Fungi; Ascomycota; Sordariomycetes; Magnaporthales; Magnaporthaceae.
CAUUCCGUUGCUGGAAAGGUGGCAUCUGGGAAAAAAAAGGGCCAGGCACGAGCUUUUGGGUCUCUGUUUUCGCUGCGCUAAAAAAAAAAAAAAACCCCAACGGGCUAUUUGUUUUCUCCUUGGCCUCGAGAGAACACCAUCGAACACUGAGAUCUGUCCCCAAGACAGGAGAAAAGAAAAAAAGAGUCACAGGACGUCAACGAAGGAUUCCCCCGACCGCUGUAUUUCUACCGCCGUAUCUCCUCCUUCCUCGCCAACGACCAGAAACCCACGAGCUCUGUCCUGUCGUCACACCUACACGAACGCAAUUCCGCCCCCUUGUCGCCGCCGCCCCCCCGCGUCACCACAACCCGCGCGCGCGAUCGCAUACAUACAACAAACACACCGUCCGACACAAUGGCGCAAACCCCCGAGCAGCGGCGCCGGAACGCCAAGUUCCAAAAGGACCAGGAGGCGCGCCGCGGCAAGUCCGAGACGGACAUCAAGCAGCGCGCCAGCAAAGAGCUGAACCACAAGUCGCCCAUCUCGCCCAUCUGGCUCGGUCUCCUCGGCUUCGUCGUGUUCGGUGGCCUGGUCUUUGAGGUCUUCUCGCGCUUCUUCCUGUAAAAAAAAAAAAAAGCAGGCACCAACAAAAAAAAGCCCACCAAAGACUUAUAACAGGUCUAGUCCCUGCGGUGACAGGGACUUCGACUUGUCAUAAAUCCCCCGGGUGGCCAAUUUCGAACCAUAAUACACGAAAAGCCAUAUACACGCAGCUCCCCCUUUUCCAUUUUUUUUUAAACCUUCGGCCCGGGAAGCCGCAUUCGGCUUUUGUCGCGCCUCGUCCCCUUGUCCGGCUACAGGCGGUCAUAUGUCUACUCUCGUUGCGAGCUGCGAGGGGGGAAGCAAUAGAGUUGGAAGCCAAGCUGGCGGCAGUUGUGGCUUGCACACGUCGGAUGGGCUCGCUUCAGCUGUGAUGACGCGGGCCUUUUAGCAACGUUUUUUUUUUUCUUGAUAUUUUUUUUUGCGCCGUCAACGCGAGGGCCCUUGUAUCUCCCCUCUUUAUCCUGUUGGCUCAUGUUUUGUCAUCUAUCUUAGAUCUGACACCGGUUGGCGUUAAUUUGACAUGUUGUGUUCAAGGCUGGUUUACAUAUGAACCGACUUGUUUCAGGGUGCAGGUAUCAGGGAGUACCCGGUAAGCAAGUCAUCUUGUAAUUAUUUGAAGUAUUGUUGUAAUGAUUUUUAGACGCCGGGCUACAAACUCCGAACCUGA